This is a messenger RNA of Phytophthora sojae, 429 nucleotides long. RefSeq lists its product as hypothetical. Lineage: Eukaryota; Oomycota; Peronosporomycetes; Peronosporales; Peronosporaceae. The coding region runs from base 1 to 429 and encodes 142 amino acids. The record is from RefSeq and is a predicted model, not a curated record. The transcript has a single exon.
AUGUAUCUGCGCGAGCACUCCGUUGCUGAUCCCACCCACGACAAGUACAAACGGGCCUUCGGUCGAUGGGAACAAUGGUGCAAGCAAUUUGGCUUUCCAAUCUGGCUAACGCGGGUUAAUACCGAUCAGCAAGCGGUUAUUGUCUCGGAUUUUAUUGUUUCGUGCACACGUUCCGGGCGCAAUGGACGGCAACCGAAGAGCGAUACCAUUGCAAAUACACUUCAUGGAAUCAAUCACUUUUUCAAGGCACGUGCGCUUGCGUUUCCUGUCGGCCAUCCACAAGUAUGCAUGCUCCUCAAGGGUCUUCGUCGAUUGGACACUCCGGAGCAGCGCAAAGCACCGGUCACUCUAUCUCUGCUCCGGGCUGUUUUCAACCGUCUCGAUCUCAAUUCCCCAGCGUAUCAAGCAUUAUGGGGGCACUGUGUCUAG